Molecule: messenger RNA, 514 nt
Organism: Gloeophyllum trabeum ATCC 11539
Lineage: Eukaryota; Fungi; Basidiomycota; Agaricomycetes; Gloeophyllales; Gloeophyllaceae
Product: replication factor A protein 3
Exons: 4
Coding region: 37-360 (107 amino acids)
Biological process (GO): mismatch repair; nucleotide-excision repair; base-excision repair
Cellular component (GO): DNA replication factor A complex; nucleus; site of double-strand break
Molecular function (GO): single-stranded DNA binding; damaged DNA binding
Source: RefSeq, a predicted model, not a curated record
UUUCCCCUUUCUCUCUCGCUUUUGUCUCGAUUCGCUAUGGCGGAGCACACCUCGACGCGUGUCAACUCUGCAAAGAUGCCCCAGUUCGUGGGGCGUACGGUACGGCUGGUGUGUAAAGUCCUGCAGUUCAAGGGGGACACUGCGCUGGUAGAAGCGUCUGAUGGCGGGCAGGUGGAGGUGCGAUUACCGAAAGACGCGAACGUGACGGAUACGUAUGUGGAGAUCAUCGGGAAGGUGAUCGAUGCGAGCACCUUGCAGAUGAUGGCCUGCGUGCUCAUGGGGGAUUCAGUGGAUAUGAAGCUGAUUGACGACGUGGUCAAUAUGAUACAUGACCCACGGUUUAUGGGGAGUAUGUUCUAGCUUCAAGUUGCUGGUUUUGUCGGUCAGGUGUUUUGCUUGUUCCUCGCUGUGCUCAUUGCUUUGUAAUGUUCAAGUACGUUGCUCUUGUAUUGCAUACCAAAAUACCAUGCUCUGGGUGGUCAAUUCCGCAAUCAGCCAGUAAUGUGUUCUUCAG